CUUCCGGAGGGUGUCCCGGCUGCUCAGACCGGAGGGACACACACGCUGUGUGGCCCGGAUAGCGAGUUCCGCAGUCCGCCAUGGAGCUGCUGCCGAGGAGUUCGGAAGAGUUCAGCAGCGCCGAGUACUGGGAGAAGUUCUUCACGAGGCGCGGCGACAGGGCCUUCGAGUGGUACGGGGAGUACGCGGAGCUAAGCGCGGUGCUGCACAAGUACUUGAGAGCGCAGGACAAGGUGCUGGUGGUGGGCUGUGGGAACUCGGAGCUCAGCGAGCAGCUCUACGAUGCCGGCUGCGCACACCUGACAAACAUAGACAUCAGCGAGACGGCCAUCGGGCGCAUGAAGGAGCGCAAUGCCACCAAGCGGCCCGACAUGCACUUCGUGCUGAUGGACGUGCUGGACCUGCACUUCGAAGAUGGCUCCUUUCAGGUGGCGCUGGACAAGGGCACACUGGACGCGCUGGCCUCCGAUCAGCGGGUGGAGACGAUGGAACGAGUGGAGCGCAUGUUCGGCCAGCUGGCGCGGGUGCUGCGUGUGGGCGGCCGCUACGUCUGCGUCUCGUUGGCACAGGAGCACGUGCUGCAGGCUCUGGUGGGCUUCUUCACAAGGGCCGGCUGGCCGGUCCGAGUCCACAGGAUGGACAGCAAGGCCAGAGACGGUUUUCACCUGCCCGUAUUUGUCAUCGUUUGCACCAAAUUCUGCUGGCCCAAGGGUGCCACGGGGGUGACCCAAGUCCUGGAGGUGUGUGACAGCGAGGCGGCCCCUCCCCGGCGGCUGGCCACCCCAGAGGACCUGCUGGCGGCGGUGAGGCAGAGCCAGGCCUACGCCCUCCUCCGUAGCAAGCUGGGCACCCGCGUCGACCCCGGCGACGAGCCGGCACUGCAGCUGUGCCACGCCGCCUCCGGCCAGCCUCGCUACAGCAUGCACGUCGUGGACAGCCCGCCUGCCGGGAAAGGCGCCAGGAGGGGCCACUUCGCCGUCUUCAUCGUGCCCCAGGGGAGGGAGACGGACUGGCUCUUCGGGACGGCGGAGGGGCGCAGCCAGCUUGCCCGCACGGCCAACUUCCGCAGGCUGCUGAUUGUGGCCCUGCACCGCGGCCAGGACUACGGGGACAUGCGGGCAGUGCAGGUGGAGCUGUCGGCCAAGGUCAUGGAGCUGGCACCGCCCAGCAUGCCCUCUAAUCAGCAGGUGCCCUUCCUGUCAGAUGGCGGAGAUCUGGGCUCCCGUGAGGUGCGGCAUCGAGGGCACAGCCCGCUCAGUGGGGACUUUGUGGUGGAAGACGUGCGAGGCGAGGAAGGGCAGCUGCUGCGCCGGCUCGUCUUCCUCAGUAACACUAACGUGGUGCAGUCGGAAAGCAGACUGGCACGGCGCGCCGCAGGGCGCAAGAAGGGCAAGCGGAAGGACGCUGAGCCUGGCGGGACAUCCCUGCUGGUGGACAAGAGCUUCCUGUGCUGCGCCCAUCAUCGAGCGAUGGUGGCUGGACUGGCACUGCUGGACGAGGGCCGUGUGGCUGCCGAAGGGCAGUCGGUGUCCGUGCUGCUGGUGGGCCUGGGAGGGGGUGGGCUGCCCCAGUUCCUGCAUGACUACGUGCCCCGGGCACAGGUGGAGGUCGUGGAGAUCGAUGCGGCCAUGGCAGAGGUGGCCAGUCAGUGGUUUGGCUUCCAGCAGGACGACAGGCUGACGGUGACGGUGGCGGAUGGCUUGGAGGUCAUAAAACGGCGAGCGCAAGAAGGCGGUCACUCCUACGACAUCGUCAUGUUUGAUGUGGACAGCAAGGAGCGCACACUGGGGAUGAGCUGCCCACCUGCAGCCUUUGUGGAGAAGCCCCUCCUGCAGUGCGUCUGGCAGCUGCUUGCCCCACGAGGGAUCUUCGUGCUCAAUCUGGUGUGCCGGGACCCGAGUUUGAGGGGCAGCGUGCUGGCGGUCCUCGGGGACGUCUUUCAGAAGGUGCUGCUGCGGGCCAUCGAUGAGGAGGUCAACGAAGUGCUCUUCUGUCACAAGGCCGAGGCGCGCCCACUUGCCGAGCUGCCAUCUGCUGGUCACGCUCUGGAGCGGCACCUCAGGACACCUGGCAAGCCCUGGGAUGCCAGUCUCUCGCUGGCCGCUCUCCUGGAUAAGGUCAGCCUGGCGUGAGGUGCCACCUCUCCCGGCGCUUUAGUGCCCGCUUGACCCGCUGCUCUCCUCCUAUUUUUCUUUGUUAUUAAGAACCCAAUAAACGCCUUUGACUUUGUACUUGG
Polypterus senegalus (gray bichir) is the source of this 2236-nucleotide messenger RNA. RefSeq names its product methyltransferase like 13 (gene mettl13). The transcript has 8 exons. The record is from RefSeq and is a predicted model, not a curated record. The coding region runs from base 81 to 2132 and encodes 683 amino acids. NCBI's taxonomy places the organism in Eukaryota, Metazoa, Chordata, Cladistia, Polypteriformes, Polypteridae.